AUGGUUCCCGGCGGGGAAGUCGUCCCUGUCCCCUUCUUACUCGUCGUCGUCUCUGUUUCUGGCUUCAGGGGAGGAAGAAACAGAGGAAGCAGGUUCCCAUGUGGAAAGGAUCGAAGCGGCGGUGGAGGUUGGGUGGGUAGGGUAUUAGGUUUUUUAUUUUUUUAUUUUUUAAUGAAUGUAAUAAUGAGG
Linum tenue is the source of this 189-nucleotide messenger RNA. The record is from the annotation of a GenBank genome assembly. NCBI's taxonomy places the organism in Eukaryota, Viridiplantae, Streptophyta, Magnoliopsida, Malpighiales, Linaceae.